Eruca vesicaria subsp. sativa (arugula) is the source of this 216-nucleotide messenger RNA. The record is from the annotation of a GenBank genome assembly. NCBI's taxonomy places the organism in Eukaryota, Viridiplantae, Streptophyta, Magnoliopsida, Brassicales, Brassicaceae.
AUGGCUAUGUCUAGGGUUUUCUUUUCCGAUCUCAAGUCUGGUCGUUGCUCCUCAACCGUCGAGGUCCGUCUGCUCCGGUUCUGGGAGGCACGGAAUCCACGCCGUGGAAGGGAGUUGAUGUGGAUCGAUAUGUUAAUGGUCGAUGUUAAUGCCAAAGCUUACUUCUCAGCUAGCAUUGCUCGCCUCAAUAGCUUAAACAAGAGAACCUUGAUGUGA